Molecule: messenger RNA, 5223 nt
Organism: Penicillium cataractarum
Lineage: Eukaryota; Fungi; Ascomycota; Eurotiomycetes; Eurotiales; Aspergillaceae
Exons: 3
Coding region: 1-5223 (1740 amino acids)
Biological process (GO): telomere maintenance; DNA repair
Molecular function (GO): DNA helicase activity
Source: RefSeq, a predicted model, not a curated record
AUGACUCUUGCCGGCCGGGAUACUACAUGUUGUUCAUGUGGUAUGCUGGUUGCUCUUUCUGAUGUGAGCCGCUUGUUGCCUGGAGAUUCCUUGUUGCACCCGUUAGAAGGAUUUCUCGAUAGCUGCGGCAGCAACGACGGCUUCUGGAAUCUCUGCUCCGUGUGCCAUGCCGCCUUACUACGAGGCUCAAUCCCGAAAUUCUCUGCCAAGAACAGUGUCAAUGUGACUCUGUGCCAGCACUACCCUGACGCUCUCAAGAAUCUCACUCUGCCUGAGGAAUAUCUUAUCGCCAGGUCCCACCCGGUUGGGGUAGUCGUGAAGUUACGGCCAGGGGGACAGGCAUCGCCAGCAAACUACCGUGCAUUACGCGGCCAUUUCAUCGUUAUACCACAAGACCCUAAACCUCUCCUUCGAAUAUUGCCAGAUCCUAAUCUAGAGUUCACUGACUUUAUCAAGGUCUUCUGGCUAGGAAAGAAUACCCCAACUGCCGCUGAUCUGCAGCCUUUCUUCACUGUUCGUAAGCACAAGGUGCUAACUGCCCUUCGCUAUCUCGUGCAGCAUAAUCCUUUAUACGGCGAUAUCGCUGUUGAACAUUCGGCAAUGGAUGAAUGGCCCGAUGAGUUCGUGCCUUCAGAGAUACAGCAGCAGGUUAUAUGCUUAAGCAGCACGGAUCACCACGAACGGGCGGGUUAUAGUGUUAAUUUGCACGACGAGAACUAUGAAAAUGACUGGCAAGCUGCAGAGGACUGCCAUGAUGAUCCUACUGAUGAUACUCCUCUAGUCAGUACUUCUGUAACCACUGACUUAAAUGGAGAUCGACAAGACCCCGACCUACGUCUACUAAAUACUAUCUCUUCACUCGUUAUCGAUCCGCCGCUCGCAACACAAUCUCGAUUUACUGACACUGGCCCCGCCAUCCAUCCCACUCGAGCUGCUGGCGGUCCGCAACGAGCCCCUGUGAUCGGAUAUAGUGUGCGCGGCCAGAUAUCACUUCUGAAUCACUGGCAGGACCCACAUUAUCUAACAUCUGCUUUCCCUACGCUUUUUCCGGCGGGUAUUGGCGGUCACCUGGACCAUCGUGCUAUGGCUGUAUCUCUUGCUGCUUUCGCAAAUUGGGCUCUUCGCCACCAUAGCCGGAGGUUUGCCCGCCACAGGACGUUCAUGUACUUGUUGUAUGAUAUCAUACAGCUACGAAAUUCUUGUCUUGGCAAUUCACUUCUUAUAAAACGAUCCCAGUGGACGUCUGUUACCAGGGAUCUCAAUUCCCUCAAUAUUGAUCGCCUGCAAAGGGCAGCUACUGCCCUUGCUACUAAUCGAGUCACCACGGAUCCGCUUGUUCGCCGACUACUCAAAAACAUCACUGCCAUUGGCGUCCAUGUUCCUGGGUCUUUUUUCCAUAAAUUACAAAUGCGGGCAGAGCUUCGCGGUCUUCUCGUUCGAGAAGGUAUGCCAGCAUUCUGGCUAACAAUCAAUCCAUCCGACCUUCACAACCCUCUCGUUCUUAUCCUUGCUGGCGUGCAGUGUUCCUCCAGCCUCUCUUCCAGUGUCGCAUCCGCCGUCCGAUCCGUAACGGCGACUUCCGACCCUGUUUCUGUGGCAAGAUUCUUCCACUACACAUGCAAAGCAGUCCUUGACGGUCUUCUCGGUAGUAAGACUACCGACAUUGGCAUUCUUGGCGACAUCUCUAAUUAUUUCGGUGUAGUAGAGAGUAACGGCAGAGGCAUUUUACAUCUUCACACGCUAAUCUGGGUUCGAGGCAACCUUGGUUUCAUCCGGCUACGUGACCGUAUACUCGCAGAUACUGAUUUUGCGAACCGAAUGAUCAGCUACUUGGAAAGUGUCGUGAUACAAAGCUUAUACGGACCUGACGAGGACCCUGCAUCAACAGUCCCAAACUCGCCUCCUACAUCAACUGCCGCCGAGUCGGACGCGGAAUUCAUGGAGAGACUUUUCUGCGAUAGUAACUCUGUUGCUCGUACCAAACAGCUUCACUCCAAGCGGCACACGGCUACUUGCUUCAAAUAUCGCACGCAAAGGUCGAACGGAAAUGUUUGCCGCUUUGGCAUGCCUCGCGAACUUCUCGAGAGAUCCAAAGUAGACGACCAUGGUAUCAUUCACGUUGCCCGUAACCAUGCUUGGGUUAAUCCAUGGAACCCUUACAUCGCCAGCUGCAUUCGCUCGAACCACGAUAUCUCCUGGAUUCCGACCGUGUCGAAGUCUUUGUCACUACUAUAUUACAUCACUAAUUACGCCACCAAGGAUGAUAUUUCGCCGUGUCAAAUGGUGACGAAGGCUGCUUUGUUAAAACAGAUGAUUGAACGUGCCGCCGCUGCUCCUGCUCCUACUUCGGCAGAUUCGAGACUUCGCCAAAGGGGUCUGAAUAAUUUUGCUCUUCGCUGUUUCAAUAGCUUAUCGCAAGAUCGGGAAGUAAGCGGCGUCCAGGUGGCAAGCGCACUUCUCCAACUACCCUUCUACUACACACUCAACUACAAUUUCACUCGCAUCAAUCUGUGGUGGCUCAGACGAUAUGUUCGUUCGUUCAUUCCACCAGGGCGGUCUUCGCGGGAUCCAUCGCCAUCCGACACGAUUGAAGAAGAGCCUUGCAACUAUGACCAAUCCACAACUGCACCGGCAAAUACGUUCGAUAAUUAUAAGUUGCGUGGUGGUUCCUUAUCCUGCCUGUCCCUCUUCGAAUACGGCAUGUUAGUACGCACUAAGAGACGCCAGGAUGCGAUAACAGAGGACGUGCUUUUCGAUGAGACACAUCCAAGACACCGUACACAUGUACAGAGGCUAGCUCAGUCUCCUUCACAAACGGCCACAGUAACGUUACAAGGCGAGCUGACGGAAUUUCAGUCCUCAGAGGAUUCCAUCCCAGAUGGGAAUCCUACAACCACAGCGAUUCAGAACGAUCUAGCCGAGAUCCUUCUCGGACUUUUCAUUCCUUGGCAAAAUCUACCCUCACUUUUUCAACAAACACAUCCUACCUCCGCUGUGACACACGAUAUUCUUCAUCAUGUUUGGAAAUGCGUUGAACCAACACUUCCGCCACAUAUUCGUACAUUUGCCGAAAACGUCGAGCUCUUGCGUAAGUCAAAAAGCGACUGCCAGGCUGAUGCUAUAUUGCGCACUCGGUCUAAUGAGCGCGCCUCCCCAAUCGCCCAAGAGCUGGGCAAUCCUCUUUACUCUAUGUCUGACCCAGAGAGUGAGGAUUCGCUUCCGUCGCAAAAUCUUGAUGGCUCACUGACUAAAGAAACCCUUCUGGCUGCAUUUCUGGCGAUAAGUCGACGCUGGGUGAAGGAGGCCCACGAUGCUCAACGUCAAAUCCCUACUCUCGCCUCAUUUUUACUCCCUCCUCUAACCCUCCGGCUACAGAAUCUCCGGGCCGUUUCUGAUAGCUCACUAUGUCAGUCCACUGGUCUUACUUUCGUUCCGACGUCUACCCUGCAGGACUGGAAGGAUCACAUUAAGAACAUCACGGGUCUCACAAACCAAACUCCCAACACCGAGCCGUCGUCGACCGCUAUGCCAGACCUUGAUGACUUCAAUAUCGACCUCACAGACAAUGUCUUAUUACCUGUGCUCACUGAAUUAGAUGUAUUCCCUGAUUUGCCGCAUCUUCGUUCGCGGAUAGGCCAGAAUCCCACAGGAGCUUCAAUCACUUCUCUCGUACGCGAGCUUAUUCCACUGAACCAGAAACAACGCGUCGUCGUCGAAAAGGUCCUAUCCGAAACCCUCCGCUGCACUGAGCAUCCGUAUGAUCCAUCUCAGCGAAAACAGAUGCUCCUCUACGUGGGAGGUGAAGGCGGUGUGGGCAAAAGCCAGAUAAUUAAAGCAACUACCGCUGCUAUGGACUUGCUUCACCGCAAGAACGAGAUCAUCCUGAUGGCCCCAACAGGAGCUGCCGCUGAUGUUAUUGGAGGAAGCACCUACCAUACAUCUCUUGGCAUUUCUCUGAACCGGUAUCGACGGGCUAGUGUGGGACAAAGGGUUCGCAGGCUAUGGACACAAAAAACAAUUAUGUUCAUAGACGAGGUGAGCAUGGUGGAUCUCUCCGCGCUUAGCAUCAUCAACACCCACUGUAAGAUCGCGCGAUCUCUUGAGAGGUCGUCACCGGACCUCUUUGGUGGGUUACCUGUGGUCAUCCUGAUGGGGGAUUUCUACCAAUUCCCUCCUGUCCAGGGCCAGCCCCUAUGGAAACCUCCGAGAAAUGAGACCGAGCAGGAUGGGAAGCUUAUCUGGAACCAGUUUGAACAUGUCAUCAUCCUCAACGAGCAGAUGCGCCAGGCGGAAGACUUACCUUAUCGGCACAUACUUACUCGCGCUAGGACUGCCACACUUACUCACGAUGAUAUUUCGGUGUUGAACUCAAAGGCGAUAACUUCACUUGACGAUCCGCGUCUACAUGCCACGACGGCAGUCGUUAAACUGAACGCGCUCCGGCAUAUCAUAAAUCGUUUCCAGAUCGAGCGCUUUGCUAGAUCAAGACGUCAGAGAAUCAUAAUAUUCCCCGCGCUCCACACUCGCACAAGGUCCACUGCGCCGACCGAUCUAACGCUUCAUGCUGACGACCUACUUGGGCUUCCCGAGCAGGGAGCAAAGAUCCCUUUUCCAGGACUUAUUCUCUAUACACAUUCAAUGCCCACAAUGCUUUUGACAAACAUAUGCACGCCCGCUGGAUUGGUUAAUGGUGCGACUGGAGAGGCUGUGGGCGUUGUUGCUGACCCGGAAGCGAACUUUCACGACCUUGAUGAAUUGUACAUCUUCUGCACAAAGCCCCCAGCGUGCCUCCUGUUCAAACCGAACCGAUCGAAAUCGAUUUCUCUGCAUUCUUUAAGUGAAAAUGUCUUACCUAUCUUUCCACUCGAAGCGUCUAUAACCGUCAAAGGGUUCUCAGUGCGCCGGAGGCAGGUCCCUAUUUGCCCGGCCUUUUGUCUCACCGACUAUAAAAUUCAGGGUACGACCCUUGAGUCCGCCAUUCUGGAUCUCAAGAAUGAUCGCAAAAUUCGAGGUCAAGACGCCCACCGGAGAUUCUGCUCUACUUACGUGCAGCUAUCCCGCCUUCGUUCACUGGCUGGGCUUCAUCUCUUACAACCAAUUGAAAUGAAUGACAUACAACACACCCCCGAUCCUCAGUUGCUCGGUGAGAUGCAAAGGCUGCGGGCACUGGAGCUGAACACUCUUGCUGCAUGGCAAUCUGAGACCUCGACAUACCUCACCUAA